Messenger RNA from Neomonachus schauinslandi (Hawaiian monk seal), 1885 nucleotides. Its product is annotated as TOX high mobility group box family member 4-like. Gene Ontology annotation, molecular function: chromatin DNA binding. Gene Ontology annotation, biological process: regulation of transcription by RNA polymerase II. NCBI's taxonomy places the organism in Eukaryota, Metazoa, Chordata, Mammalia, Carnivora, Phocidae. Gene Ontology annotation, cellular component: nucleus. The record is from RefSeq and is a predicted model, not a curated record.
UUGUGUGAAGAUGGAGUUUCCCGGAGGAAAUGACAAUUACCUGACGAUCACAGGGCCCUCGCACCCCUUCCUGUCAGGGGCCGAGACAUUCCAUACACCAAGCUUGGGAGAUGAGGAAUUUGAAGUCCCACCUAUCUCCUUGGAUUCUGAUCCUUCACUGGCUGUCUCAGAUGUGGUUGGCCACUUUCAGGACCUGGCAGACCCUUCCUCCUCUCAGGAUGGCAGCUUUUCAGCCCAAUAUGGGGUCCAGACAUUGGACAUGCCUGUGGGCAUGACCCAUGGCUUGAUGGAGCAGGGCGGCGGGCUCCUGAGUGGGGGCUUGACCAUGGACUUGGACCAUUCUAUAGGAACUCAGUAUAGUGCCAUCCCACCUGUUACAUUUGAUGUACCAAUGACAGACAUGACAUCUGGCUUGAUGGGGCAUAGCCAGUUGACCACCACUGAUCAGUCAGAACUGAGUUCUCAACUUGGUUAGUUAGGGGGUGGCACCAUCCUGCCACCUGACCAGUCACCUGAGGAUUGUCUUUCAACCACCCCUUCACCUACUAGUUCACUUCAUGAGGAUGGUGUUGAGGAUUUCCGGAGGCAACUUCCCAGCCAGAAGACAGUUGUGGUGGAAGCAAGAAAAAAGCAGAAGGCCCCAAAGAAGAGAAAAAAGAAAGGUCCUAAUGAACCUCAGAAGCCAGUUUCAGCAUAUGCUUUAUUCUUUUGUGAUACACAGGCUGCCAUUAAGGGACAGAAUCCCAAUGCCACUUUUGGGGAGGUUUCAAAAAUUGUGGCCUCCAUGUGGGAUAGUCUUGGAGAGGAGCAAAACCAGGUGUACAAGAGGAAAACUGAAGCUGCCAAGAAAGAGUAUUUGAAGGCUCUGGCUGCAUAUAAAGACAAUCAAGAGUGUCAGGCCACUGUGGAAACAGUAGAAUUGGAUCCAGUGCCACCGUCACAGACACCUUCCCCACCUCCUAUGGCUACUGUUGACCCAGCAUCUCCAGCACCAGCCUCAACAGAGCCCCCUGCCCUGUCCCCUUCCAUUGUUGUUAACUCCACUCUUUCCUCCUUUGUGGCAAACCAGGCAUCUUCUGCUGGGAGUCAGCCCAAUAUCACCAAGUUGAUUAUUACCAAACAGAUGUUGCCCUCUUCUAUUACUACGUCUCAAGGAGCGAUGGUUACCGUUAUCCCAGCCACAGUGGUGACCUCCCGGGGGAUCCAACUAGGCCAAACCAGUACAGCCACUAUCCCGCCCAGUCAACAAGCCCAAAUUGUCCCUCACUCAGUGUUGCAGGCAGCGGCAGCAGCUGCUGCUUCUAUGCACCUGCCACCCCGAAUACAAACCCCUCCACUGCAACAGAUGCCUCAGCCCCCCACUCAGCAGCAAGUGACCAUUCUGCAGCAGCCUCCCCCACUGCAGGCCAUGCAGCAGCCUCCACCUCAGAAAGUUCGGAUCAGUUUACAGCAACAGCCACCUCCUCUGCAGAUCAAGAUUGUGCCUCCACCCACUCUGAAAAUGCAGACGCCCUUAGUCCCACCAGCUGUGGAAAGUAGUCCUGGGCGGCCUAUGAACAACAGCCCUGAGGCCCACACGGUGGAGGAAACCUCUCCUGAGACAAUCUGUGAGACAAUCACAGAUGUAGUUCCUGAGGUUGAGUCUCCUUCUCAAAUGCAUGUUGAAUUGGUGAGUGGGUCUCCCGUGACACUCUCACCCCAGCCUCGAUGUGUGAGACCCGGUUGUGAGAACCCUCCUGUUGUGAGUAAGGACUGGGACAAUGAAUACCGCAGCAAUGAAUGUGCGGUGAAGCACUGCAGGGAUGUCUUCUUGGCCUGGGUGGCCUCUAGAAAUUCAAACACUGUGGUGUUUGUGAAGUAGUCCUUCCUGUUCUCCAAGCCAGUC